Messenger RNA from Suillus fuscotomentosus, 1329 nucleotides. RefSeq lists its product as uncharacterized. The transcript has 6 exons. The record is from RefSeq and is a predicted model, not a curated record. Bases 1 to 1329 code for a protein of 442 amino acids. NCBI's taxonomy places the organism in Eukaryota, Fungi, Basidiomycota, Agaricomycetes, Boletales, Suillaceae.
AUGCCAUCCUAUGGUCUGACCAAGCGUGGUACACGGUUUUUCUUCCUCGCCGUGAUAUUAUGUUUUGUGCUCCCUGGAAUACUUUACCACCGUGAAGUACGAAAUUAUUUUACCGACCACCUACCGCCUUUAUACGAGGACUAUCGAGCCCGGGAGCAAAAAUUGGAGCAUUACAAGGAGUACGAAACGAGGAACGAUGUGAAAUAUCUCUGGUCAGCAAAUCAUGCACAUAGUUCAGGAUGGGGGAAUGUUAUGCAAGACUAUGUCAUGAAUGGACUACUUGCACAUAGCACAGGACGCUCUUUUGUCUUUGAUGACUACAUCUGGAAUCCAGAUGGUUCGCUCUUUACGGAUUAUAAUGGUGUCAUGGUGGGUGGUCAAAUGCCCCCUGGCGAUACCACUCCUCGUGCGGUGUCCAAGACUUUCUUCAACAAAGUUUGCCCCAAUCCGACACUCCUUCAGGUGGCGGAUGUGAACGAUGAUCGCAUGCGAUUCGACGAAGACGUGCCAGCUUCCUAUAUAUUCGAAAAGUGGCUCGAAAAAAUUAACUCGAUCGAGGACCCGUGUGUAGAAAUUGAGUCAAAUAAUAAUGCAAUCUUUGAGUACUGGAUAUUUGGACACAAGAGGAUGCUGUCCAUAUGGGAAUACCUCAAGAAUUCCCCAGUAUCGACGCACUGGGGGUGGUCGCCUUUAAUACAAGAUGCAUACAAACGAAAUCGCCGCAUAUUUGUGCCGAAUGCGAGAUCUUCUAUUUUUGAAGGGCUCACUGGUUCGGCUGCUGCGGAAAACUACUCAAACCCGAUACCUGGUCUCCUAGCGCUGCACGUGCGAAGGGGUGACUUCCAGGACCACUGUGUCCACCUGGGCAAAUGGUCGUCAAAUUGGAAUGCGUUCAAUCAGUUCCCCGAGUUCUCUGACAAGUUCGAUAGGCCUACUGAUGGCGGAUGGGGCGAGACAUCGGAGAAGAACAUGGAGAUGUAUAUGCAGCGGUGCUUCCCCACAAUCGAACAAAUCGUCCAGAAAGUCACACAAGUGCGCGUCGAAUCGGAAAAGCCGCUGACGCAUAUCUAUAUCAUGACCAAUGGCGCUACCGAUUGGGUUCAGGAGCUGAAGGAGGCCUUGGAGAGCUCUGGGACUUGGGACCAGAUUAAGAGCAGCCGCGAUCUCGAUAUAACAUGGGAACAGAAAUUUGUGGUGCAGGCGUUGGAUAUGUUUGUGGCUCAAAGAUCUGAAGUGUUGAUCGGAAAUGGGUGGUCGAGUCUGACCUCGAACGUUGUGAUGCUGCGUAUGGCACGGGGUUUACUCCCGGACAGUAACAGAUUCUGGUAA